AUGGAGCCCCAGGCCCCCGGUGUGCAGUACAGCAGGUGGGAGGAGGUCAGUGUGGGCGCUGGGCCCAGCCCAGAAGAGGCCUCCUGCUGGGAGAGGCUCUCCCAGGAGCUGUGCUCGGGCAGGCUGGGCGCCACCCUGAGGAUGCUGGGAGGCCUGGCCCUCUUCUGGGUCAUCUUCAUCCUGGGCUACAUCACCGGCUACUUCGUCCACAAGUGCAAAUAG
Pipistrellus nathusii (Nathusius's pipistrelle) is the source of this 222-nucleotide messenger RNA. The record is from the annotation of a GenBank genome assembly. Lineage: Eukaryota; Metazoa; Chordata; Mammalia; Chiroptera; Vespertilionidae.